Molecule: messenger RNA, 2168 nt
Organism: Aaosphaeria arxii CBS 175.79
Lineage: Eukaryota; Fungi; Ascomycota; Dothideomycetes; Pleosporales
Exons: 2
Coding region: 124-2109 (661 amino acids)
Source: RefSeq, a predicted model, not a curated record
UCGCCUGUUCCGAUUUGCUGACUAAGGCACUUACCGUCCUCCAGUACCUCAUCGCAACUUCAAUGGACUAUCUCGAGCAAUUGCAUAUACUGUGGAUGGACGUUGAUGACCACCUAACACUUGAUGCAACGAUCGCCCAUUGCCUGCAGGCGUGCAGCGCAGACAAUAAGUCCACCCACUCACUACAUCUGGGUCACGGAUGAGCUCCUCUCACACACUAUCCGCCAUUUUUUUCGACAUCAAUGCGGCCAUCAAACGCGCCAUGGCAGCCAUGUUCCUGGGCCAUUGGAGGCAAGGCGAAGGUCAAUGAAACGGCGCAUGACUAUUCAAUCAAGUAUACCUCAGGGAGAUCCCAUAUUUUCUCUAUUCAACAUCGGUUCCCUCUUUGCCGCUCCGCGCCCGAAUCCCCACACAGAUUGGAGAUAUGAGCCACCCACAUUGCAGCCUCAAGAGCUGUCAAAGAAUGUUCAACCUCCCCUCGCCCCCGCACUUCCUCCCUUUCUCCAUGAUUCCGCAAUUCCCCUGGCAACCAGGCUUGCACCACAUCCCGACCCAUCAGACGCAGCGGAAAAGAUUCAUUUGCAGAUAUCUGCCACGCUAGCCAAGGAUACAUCCAACUCUGAACUUGGGUCAAGGGAAGAAUUCCAGACAGAAACAGCACACCCAUCGAGCCAAACUUUGUUGCCGGAAGAAGUGUCUGCGUCUCACCUUCCGGCUCUCGAAAUUGAGGGAACAGUCCAACAAUCCACAGCUUCUGCUCGAGAAGCCAGGUUACGUCAGAUUCGAACCUUGAUUCGUUCAGACUCAAUUGCAGACAAGAGACGCAAUAGGGACCGCCUGGCGGAACUAGAUCGCCUCACCCAGUUCCAGGCCUCGGAAGCAGACGAAGCAGUCAAGUUCACUCUCGAGGUGCUCGGGGAGCUUGUGAAGGCAAAAUGGAGUCCCGAAUCAAUCAUUUGGUGGCUAGCGCGGCCUUCUGUGCCUUUGCCGAGCCUGCGCAGCCCAAAAGGCCGCCAGCUACUUCGCAAACUCGAGUCGCUAGUGAACAGCUCUUUGAGACACUCAACAAAUGUUGGCAAUGUCUGUGCCAAAUUUGCAAACAGCCUAGACAAGAACGAACACCGACACACCGUAAAUCCAGACUCUCUGAAGUCUCUCUAUCGACUCCUCUGGGGCUUCAUGGGCACGACCUCUGCUCCAGAUGUACGAUUAAUGCAUUCAAUUGCUGAUCAAAUCGGCAAUUCCCAAUUACGCGAUGCUCUAUGCUUGAUUCUGGAGGAUCGAGAGCCAGCCCCCUCGGAUAUAACUCGUUUUCUACAGUCUCAUCGGGCCUCCCAAUCCAGUAUGGCCUUGGUCAUUCAAGUUUUCAAUUGUCUCCCUCGUCAUGUUCUACAUGAUUGGGUCUUGACACAGCCUGAGGAUGCAUUUGAUUCCCCCCCAAAAGCCAGGGGAUUCUCCGAGGCAUCCUGCCAUACUUUCGACGGCUGGAUGAGACUUCUUCAUUCGUUCGAUAACCACGCCACGGUUUCGUCUGACACGGAGCUCCUCACUAGCCUUGUAGAAGAUAGCACGGCCAUCUACAACAUAGAUCGAGAAGUUGUUUCCACAAUUCUCUAUGCAUUGAAAGCAAGACGCCAGUUCAAUCACAUUUUAGCUCGCGCGAAGGAAGCUCGUGUGCUGCCGCUGGCCGUCGACGACGAGCGUUUUGAGAGCUUGAUCACGGCUCGCAACUCCUUGAUCCACCAGAUCGCAUAUCAAUAUUCUCUUGAGACCACACGGAGCCGUCGUCAGAAUUGGCGAUCGAUCCAUUACUUGUAUGAGUAUCUCAAGGCCAACGAUCUGCCGAUGGGUCCCUUGUUCUCGAGAGCUGCCGUCAAGAUUUGCGUGAUACAACCUUUACUGGACAACAUGUGGGUGAGCUCCCACCGCUUCGCUUGGGUCCGCAAUAUCCUGGCCGAAGUCGAGGGUGAGGCUGUGGCGAGGCGGACAGAAGACAUCUUCUGGAGCUGGCGGGAGAGUCUUAUCAAGCAGUCUCAGCAGAGGUUGGUGGAGAAUGGGGGGUCUGGCCGAGCACAUGUAAGCACUAUGAAGAAGUUGAACCUAAUAUGAUCCUCACGGGUCCGUUAGAGCCUUCACUAGGUGUUGUAUAUAAUUGUAGACAGUUCCAU